UGUCAUCUCUGUGCCAACUCUUUUACUGCACUCAGAAGCAUCUCCUUCCUCCUGCUUCUCUCCCAACCUCCUCCUGUGACUUCUCCUCUUCCUCUCCCUUCUCCUUCCUAUUCUGCCACCUACCAUUGAUAACGCCAUCUCUCCCUCUCUCCGCCCUCGCAUCCAUGCCCAUUCCCAUCCGCUUCUACAAAUCCAAGGCGCCACCACCUUUCCUCCAAGGUCAGGGGCAGCACUAGGGUUUCAGGGCAGGAGCCUCUGCGAACCGAGGAAGAUCCAUUGCGGCUUAGAUCUGAGCCUCCGUGGCUUUACGACUUCUCGGCUCGUCUUCUCUUGGGCUCCCGCUGUUAAUUGGAUCUGGUGAACUGAGGCAAAUGGUGCCGCAGUAGCUUCUUGUGGCGUCUCUUGACGUAGAUUCUUCGCUUUACUGAGUGUCGGACUGUAUUGGACGUAGUUCGACGGGAUUUUGUGGAACCGGUGAGGUAACCGUGGAAAUAUUCGAUUUUGGCGGAGAUCUGGAAAUUCAAGAUCAGACUGGAAGCUUCUUGGUGAUGAUACCUAAAUCCUUAUUAUUUUCAAUCAUGAUGAAACUCUUGCCCUGAGGUUUAUGUCCAUUUUGAAGUAAAUGUCUUCAAACAUAAUUACAAUCCACUUGAUAAUGAUGAUGAAAAACUAUUAAAUGAGAUUUGCUGAUAGAAGUAUGUCGUCUCUGAAGGAACAUUUAUAUGAUAAAACUUUUCUUUUUGGACUUAAGCUAUGGGUUGUAAUUGGGAUAGUGGUUGGGGUGUCCAUAUUGGGUGUUCUUUCGAUAUUAGUUAUAUGUCUUAAUGCUAGGAGUCAGAGGAGGUUGCGAAGGUCUUCCAACAAUCUUCCACUCACCCAGAUACCAGCAAUUUCAAAGGAAAUUAAAGAGGUGAGAGUGGAACAAGUACCAGCUAAUGAGUUCGUUGCACGUGAUGGGGUUCUUCUUACACUUCAUGACAAAUCAAAUGAAAAAGUGUCAGAUAAGGUUAUGGUCCAUUUGGGAUUUGGCAAAUCAAGGCAUGCAGAUGAAAAAAGUCAGUCAGGCUCUUUUCAUUACAUAGAUAAAGAUGGUAGUUGCCAUUCUGGUGAUGAAGGAAGUUCAGCCAUAGUUGCCACACGGAGACAAUCUUCUUACCCUAUAACUGCUCCGUCACCUUUGACAGGUCUCCCAGAGUUUUCUUACCUUGGUUGGGGUCAUUGGUUUACCUUGAGGGACUUGGAAGUUGCGACCAAUCGAUUUUCAAAGGAAAAUGUACUAGGGGAGGGUGGUUAUGGUGUUGUGUAUCGAGGACAACUCAUCAAUGGCACUCCAGUAGCUGUUAAGAAGCUUCUCAAUAAUCUAGGUCAAGCAGAGAAGGAAUUCAGAGUGGAAGUGGAGGCCAUUGGUCAUGUUCGUCACAAGAAUCUAGUCCGUCUGCUUGGAUAUUGUGUUGAGGGUACUCAAAGGAUGCUAGUUUAUGAGUAUGUGAACAACGGAAAUUUAGAGCAGUGGCUUCAUGGAGCUAUGCGUCAGCAAGGUUCUCUCACUUGGGCGGCUCGUAUAAAGGUUCUUUUGGGCACUGCAAAAGCUCUUGCUUAUUUACACGAGGCAAUUGAGCCAAAGGUGGUGCACCGAGACAUCAAAUCCAGUAACAUAUUGAUUGAUGAUGAAUUCAAUGCUAAAGUAUCUGAUUUUGGUUUGGCCAAGCUGUUGGGGGCUGGCAAAAGUCAUAUCACUACUCGAGUUAUGGGUACCUUUGGGUUAGUACUCUAUACUCUUUUCUGCCAAAAUAAAAUGUUAAUGAAUAGGUCUUUUCAUGAACUAGCAUUAUGGACUUUUCUUGUUUGCAGUUAUGUGGCUCCUGAAUAUGCUAAUACCGGGCUUUUAAAUGAAAAGAGUGAUGUAUACAGUUUUGGUGUUGUUCUUCUGGAAGCGAUUACAGGGAGAGAUCCUGUUGAUUAUGGACGCCCAGCAAAUGAGGUAAAUCUUGUUGACUGGCUCAAAAUGAUGGUUGGGAGUAGGCGUUCAGAAGAAGUUGUAGAUCCAAAUAUAGAGGCAAAACCAUCAACGAAAGCACUUAAACGUGCUCUUUUGACAGCUUUGCGGUGUGUUGAUCCUGAUUCAGAGAAGAGACCAAAGAUGGGUCAGGUUGUCCGAAUGUUGGACUCCGAUGAGCCAAUACCACGUGAGGACCGAAGACAUCGUCGAAACUGUGCAGGAAACACGGAGAUCGAUUCUCAGAGGGACAGCUCCGACACCGAUAAAAGUGACAACCCAGAUUCUAGAUACAGCAGUCGAAAGAACCGACCGGCUUCAAGCAAAUGAAGCUUUCAAAAUCCAAGACGACGUCAUCUUCUGCUUCAUUUGUUUCAUUCUUUAAACCGGCUGCUUCCCUAUGCUGCAACAACUGAUAUUUACUACAUUAAUCAUCUCUUUAGACUACCACGGAUGGAGUUCGAAUCAAGCAGCUGGAUUAAGGAAAUGUUUUCUUACCAUAUUUUAUAUUUUUCAUGGACAAUUAUUUCGGCAGAUGCUUGUACUUAAAAAUAGUGUGUACAUGCUUUUGGUUAUUUGAGAGAUGUGUUCCUUACCUACAA
Molecule: messenger RNA, 2598 nt
Organism: Zingiber officinale
Lineage: Eukaryota; Viridiplantae; Streptophyta; Magnoliopsida; Zingiberales; Zingiberaceae
Product: probable receptor-like protein kinase At2g42960
Exons: 8
Coding region: 677-2326 (549 amino acids)
Biological process (GO): protein phosphorylation
Molecular function (GO): protein kinase activity; ATP binding
Source: RefSeq, a predicted model, not a curated record